This is a messenger RNA of Cajanus cajan (pigeon pea), 1558 nucleotides long. RefSeq names its product protein-protein interaction regulator family protein. The record is from RefSeq and is a predicted model, not a curated record. Gene Ontology annotation, cellular component: catalytic step 2 spliceosome. NCBI's taxonomy places the organism in Eukaryota, Viridiplantae, Streptophyta, Magnoliopsida, Fabales, Fabaceae.
GGCCCAAGGGCAAGAAGGAAAAAAAGGGUUUUUAGGUGCGGUGGUGAAAAAGGGAGCGAGGGUUUUUGUGGUGCAUACACCAAUGGGGAGCACUGCGGUGGAGAAGACGGAGGCUGAACUCCGCAACGAGAUCGAUGAGCUUCUUCGCCAACAGCGCGAGAUUACGGAGAGGCUUCGAGAUCCUCGAGGUCUUCGCAGAGGUGGUGCCUUAGCGCCUCCUGCUCUUCGCACUAACGGCGUUCGCCCACGACCCUUUCUGCGUCCUGGAGACAGGAAUGAUUCUGAAGAUCAACCUCCUGCCAAACGUCGACUUUCAUCUGCUGUCGUCAGGGUGGAUGACGGGGAGAUUCCUGAAGAUGCUGAAGCAGGAGAGGGUGAAAAGACAAAGGAUUCCGCUAGCGAAGGUGUGAAUGGGACUGGUGCAUUGGUCCAGAGUGAUAGGAACCCUUUAAAUUCUCACCAAACUGGAUGGUCUAAGAGAGAUAGCAAUCCAAGAACUUUAAAGCCUUCUGACAUUCCUCCUACGGAACAUGUUCCAAGGGUAAUGCCAAAGAAUGAUGAUCCAAGUUUGGUUAAUAGGAACAAGAGAAUGUUGGGCCAGCUUUUGGGAACUCUGGAGAAAUUCAGAAAGGAAGACAUGCAACUCUCGGGAACAGAGGCAUAUAUGCGAAGAUCUAAUUCCUUGCAAAGAGCUGAGCAAAGGGCACGUGAAGAAAGUGAAAGGCUUAGGAAAGAAGAGCGUGAACAGAUUGCUGAAAAACGAAGGAGAGAUUUGACUCUUAGGGCUCGUGUGGCUGCUAAAACAGAAGAGAAGAAACUGGAGCUGCUGUUUCUUCGGUGGAGUGAGCAUCAUAAAAGACUAAGCAAUUUUAUAAGGACUAAAGCAGAGCCUCCAAUCUACUAUUUGCCUAACAAGCCCUUGGAUGAAGAUCCUACAUCACUCGAGAAGCGCAAAGAGGAGGCUUUCCUAGAAUGGAAAAAUGCAAGAAGAGAGGAAGUGUCUGAGUAUCAGAAACAGAUUGGAGAGCAGUAUCUUGCCAAUGUUGAGAAGGAAUUGGACAGAUGGCAGAAUGCAAGGAAUGCAAGGAAAGUUAACAAUGACCAGAAUUUACAGGAGACCAUGGACAAAGAGUUGGAUACUCAUAGGCUGGAGCAUGGUCCGAAGAAAAGAAAGAUCCCUGGCGGAAACAAUGAAGAGGAUGAUGAUGUAGAAGAUAUAAAUGUGGGAGAGGAUGACAUGAUGGAUGAUGAAUUAGAUGAUGAUUCUGGAAGGAGGAUUGAUGAAACAACUAAGACGGAAGCAGGUAACGCCAGUGCAGAUCAUGCGGCUGAUCCCGAAAAUGUGGAGGGGAAGUGAUCGCCCGAAGGACACAAUUUUCAAUAGUUCUGAGAGUUAAUGUCUUGUAGUUUAUCCCUUGCUAUUCUAAGCUUUACGUAUUCGGACUUGUAGCCUUUUGUAUUUUGUGUUAAGAUGAACUUUCUUCACUUAUUCUUUGUAUUGCCGCCCUUUGGAGAUUCAGAUUAAUGCACAGUAUGUUUGUUGGAUUUUUGCCCUUAA